CGCCACCAAGUUUUGGUAGAAUCAUUCGGGGGACGGCGGCGACGGCGAUGGGAGCGUUGGACGAGGCGAGGCGGCUGAUGGAGAUGGAAGCACCAGAGGAGACGCCGUAUAUGCAUCUGUACAAAGCUCGUGAUCUUCUACUCGAAGCAUUGAACAACGACCCGGCGUCGAUCCCGCUGCAUUCAACGCUCGGGCAAGUAUACCUCGCCGUCGACGAACCUCACACCGCCCAACCGUGCCUCGAGCGAGGACUCCAGCUCGUUCCUGGAUGCGAGAACCUCAUUUCGUGGUGCAAUGGCUUGCAGGAUGAACAGGUCACGUUGGACACGUUGAUCACCGACGUGCCCGAGUUCGACACCCCCGAGAGUUUUGAUGCCCACCGUGCCGACAUCAUGGGUAUUGCAUGACAUCCUCAAUCAACUCGGCAUUCUCUGGUUCAAUCGAACGUCGUACGGGCGUGCGUUCUGCUACUUCAAGACAGCCGAAUCAAUGUUUCUCUUUAGCAGCGAGCCUGGCAUGCGGCCGACAUACAUCCACACGCUGUUUUACUUGGCGCAACUGUACGGCCAUUUAAACGCUCCCGACAAGUCCGCCACGUACUGCCACAUGACGCUGCGCCACCAACUGGACGACCCAAACAACAACGUGCCGCGGGACUGGGUUCAGAAUUGUUUACGUUUGAGCGAGUAUUUUCUCCAGCAGAAUCAAUUGCCCAAGGCAUCGCAAUGCCUCCACGCGUGCACGUGUGUCGGCGCACCACCCGACGAACAAGCGCAGAUCGCCGCGUCUUUGGCGAAAUUGUACAUUCAAACGCUGCAUUUGGCCCAGCACAAGAUCGAUCUGUUGCCGGACACGGACAUCCUGUUUCCAACUUUGCGCGACGCGACGUUCAUCGCGCCGUCCGCGAUUGAUUCGUUCGACGCGGCGCGAGACGUGUUCAAGAAGGCGAUGGCGGCGCUGACGACGGCCAAGAAUUUUUUUGGGCUCGACGGGUUUGUGACGGACCACAUUCGACUGCUGCAAUGCCAGAGUCGAUGCUACGCCAAGCUCAUUCCAUUUGAACCGGACCGGAAGCGGCAGAUGGCCAUGCACCAGAAACGCAUUGACGUGUACGACCCGAUCCUGCACGGCGACUUCAACUUGAACGCGUACGGGUAUCUCGUCCAAGAAAUCUACUUUGAAGUCGGUGAAAUCUACAGCGUCCUGCAUGAUCUCAAGGUCGUUGUGCACUGGACCAAGCCCUACAUGGAAACAAAUCAAUACGCCGUCGACUCGAUUCGGUUCUUUGAAAAGUUUUUGCAGCUGUACUACUACCAACAAGGCAAGAGCGACUCGCUGGAAACGCUCCCGGCGCGACUCUACGUCCCCACGCACUUGGACACACACAGCGUCGACGACAUGAAGCCAUUUUUCAACGGCGUAUUCUUUUUGACCCGCGUGUAUGGCAAGGUGCAGUUCCUCGACGACGCCAAGACCGUCUUGUUUUGGACGAAAUGUUUGGAAAUGCACGAAUGCUUGCUGCAAUGGAUUCCGUCGUUGGGGCUGCCGAAUUUCUUUGUCGACGAAAUCGCGAUUUCGCAAGAAAUGAGUCGGUUGCUGCCCGAGAAGAUCAACCAUUUGCACCACAAGCGCCGUCGGCUUUGACAUAUGGAUUGGUGCAGGGUGAAAGUUGCCUCGUAUAUAUACACACACAGCAGCCUGUCGUGAAAGUUAAAAUGUCUUGAGGA
Messenger RNA from Aphanomyces invadans, 1727 nucleotides. RefSeq lists its product as hypothetical. The transcript is spliced from 7 exons. The record is from RefSeq and is a predicted model, not a curated record. NCBI's taxonomy places the organism in Eukaryota, Oomycota, Saprolegniomycetes, Saprolegniales, Verrucalvaceae. The coding region runs from base 373 to 1644 and encodes 423 amino acids. Gene Ontology annotation, molecular function: protein binding.